GGACUCCGCGCCCUGUUCCGGUUCCGGGUGGGAGAAAGGGGAGAAAAAAAAAAAAAGCAAACCACGGAAGCCAGCCGAAACAGGGCGCAGAGUGCUUGGCGGAGAUGGGGGCCCAUUUAGGCCGCCGGUAUUUGGGGGACUCGGAGGUGGAGCCCGACCCUUCCGCCUUGCCCACCUUCGAUCCCCACUUCGGCCUCCCCGAGCGCAAGGAACGCGUGAUGAUGGCAACACGUCAAGAGAUGAAUGAUGCCCAGAUUCCUUACAAAUUCCGGGAUUAUUGUGCUCAUCACUACAUAAUGUGGAUGAAGUGCAAACGUGACAAAUAUCCUUUUUCAAUCAAUGGGUGUAAACAUGAGGCACAUGAGUGGAGUUACUGUGAGCAUCUGGACUAUGUUAUGCGCAUGAAAGAAUUUGAACGAGAACGGCGUUUGCUGGCUAGGAAGAAGCGCAUCGAAGAACAGGCGAAAAUUACCAUAGAAGCCUAAUUAGUUUGGGGUGCUUCUCCUCCCUCUUAAAAGAAACUUCUGGACUUGUUAUAUUGAAAACAAUAAAAAACAUUAUGUCACAGUUGGGUCUCAGAUGUUCACUGUGAUUCCUACAACUAAAUGAAUGAAUACACAUCUUGGACAUACGCUAAUAAAUGUUCAUAAAUG
Molecule: messenger RNA, 653 nt
Organism: Pseudonaja textilis
Lineage: Eukaryota; Metazoa; Chordata; Lepidosauria; Squamata; Elapidae
Gene: NDUFB7
Product: NADH:ubiquinone oxidoreductase subunit B7
Cellular component (GO): respiratory chain complex I; mitochondrion
Source: RefSeq, a predicted model, not a curated record